AAGGAGAACAACUUGAUAUGCGUUUAUAAAGAAGUUCCCCCUCACAAGCAACACAGCUUCUUCUGGACCGUAUCUCCCAGUUGGAAGACGGUCUCAACGAAAAGAUCGAACGCAUUAAUGCCCUCCAGGUCGAGCACUCGAACCAACUUACUGCGCUGUAUCCUCGGUUGAAAGAGGCUAAAGCGAUAAGUACCAAGGAGACGACAGAGAAGCCGGCAAUUCCUCGGAUAUCGAAGGCGGAUAUACCUGAUAUCUUACAAAAGACCGAAACUAAAGAAGAAGACAUGAACGCGAUUGUCGGACAGGAGCUCGAAAGAGCCGAAGGGGAAGUGAUUCCGCAGGGCGAAGACGGUGAUCUUUCAAUUCCUGUCGAGCAUACCACUGCAGCCCACAAGUUGCUUUCGUGGCCGUCUAUCAAGGCUCUUCUUGAACCAAGAGAGUACGACGAAGAUUAUGUUAUGAAGCUGGAAGAGGAGCGAGGAUUGAUCCUCGUUUACGGCCGCGGUGAGGGACACGAUACUAGUGAAAGCCCGGCAAUGACAUUCUCAUCAUCAUCAUCAUCGUCCCGAUCCAACUGGGAUCAAAAUUACAGCAAUGGGGCUCCUGCUAGCGGCCAAUGGAACCCAGGCGCCAUCCAAAAUGGCACUCAUCUCAAACCCCUCGGACCCAGCAUUGAUGAUUUUGGAAUAUUCAGCACAGAUGCCAAAACCGUUCGUCGUUAUCACCAAAGCUACCUGAAUCACAUGCAUAAGCUUCAUCCAUUCAUCAACCUAACCGAAUUGAGCGCAAGCAUCGAAUCCUUCAUUCAGAAAUACUGCUUACCCGACGUUUCUGUUCCGGUAAACAUCCUGAACAGCCAUACCGCCGGUGACAUACCACGCGGUGCGAAGAGGAAGCGUUCAUGCGAUACGCUACACGGUGCUGGAUGCGACGUCCAGUUUCCCCCUGGUGCCAAACACGAAGGCUCUAGCGGACGUCGCGUGGAGAAGUCACUGGAAAAUGCCAUUGUUCUCUUGGUUCUUGCACUUGGCAGUAUUUGUGAAGUUCAAGGAGCCAUCCCUGGUCCAGUUACUGACACGCCCGUGGACUUUCAGAAGGAGCGGAUUCCUGGACCCUCUACACGCAGCAUGCUAUCAUCAGCAGAUACAGAAUUAGUUAUGCAGUCCCAGGGAAGUUUCUUCUCGCAGACAAGUAACCAUUCUUUUUCACCUGUUACCGGAGGGCAGAAGGCUGCUCCCGAUCGGUCGCCAUACCCGGAUACUAGUCACUUACGGAACGUGGAUGUCAUUCCUGGCUUGGCAUAUUAUGCGUAUGCCGCACAGAUAUUGGGGAGUCUACAAGGCGCGAACGGGCUCUAUCAUGUUCAAGCAGCCUUGUUAGCAGGACUCUAUGCGGGGCAGCUAGCACAUCCUUUCCAGAGCCAUGGAUGGAUCUACCAGGCGGCCAGAGCAUGCCAAGUGCUUGUCCGAUCGAAACGGUAUGAGCAAAUGAAUGACGGCCCGCUGAAAGACCUAUACAACUUUGCGUACUGGACCUGCCUGCAGCUCGAGAGUGACAUUCUUGCCGAACUGGAUCUUCCGGCUAGUGGUAUAUCUCGCGCGGAAGCACGGAUUGAGUUGCCGAAGGGCCGAACUCUCUCUUUGCCCAACGACCCUGCUGCUCCGAACACCAUGAUGAUGUUCUUUUACUCCGCCCAGAUCCAUUUGAGAAAGGUUCUGAACCGUGUUCACACCGAUCUAUACAAAGUCGAAAAACAGAAUGAGAACAGGUGGUCUGCUAACGUACAGGAGAUCCUGAGCAUGAACCUUGAAUUGUGGAGAAGCAGCUUACCCGACAUAAUGAGGUGGAAGGACGCGGACCCUCCACAUGAGGACAUCAAUGUUGCUCGGAUGCGAGCUAAAUACUACGGCGCACGCUACAUUAUCCAUCGUCCCCUCCUUUAUUGGGCUCUGCAUCAUUCGCAUCCUGCCGAAAAUGGUCGAUCAGCGUCAGUGGACUCUCCUACCGGAUCAGCGAUGUCGGGAGCGAAGUCGCAGCAGGUCUCGCCCUCAAUGGCGCACAGCCAACGUGCUAUCAAUAUGGCGCGAUUGUCUAGUGAUGUUGGUACCAUGGGUCGAUCGGCACCGACGCCAACCCCCGUUCCGACAAUUUCGCGACCAGCACUUGCGUAUCGCGAUCUCAACCCGAAAUUACGAAGGGCGUGCAAAGUGUGCAUAGACUCCGCCAUAUUGAGUACCGAGGCUUUUGAUGGCAUCAAAGGUCGGCCGGUAGUAACUAAUAUCUUCGGCACAGCUCAUGCUCAAUUCGGUAACAUGCUUGUAUUGUCAGCCACGUAUAUGUCGAGUCUUUCAGAGUUGGUUGACCGGAAUGACCUUGAUCGCUUGCUUAAGCGAACAAUACGCUUCCUCCUUCAAAGCCGCGAGAUAUCGCCAACCCUACGCGCCGAUGCAAAGAUCCUCAGCGAGAUAUAUGAGAAGAUCUUUGGAGAGCCAGCCGAUAUCGUGGCUCCGUAAUUAUACUGACAACAGAGGCUGAGAAUUCUGCGUUGCCUCUGGGCCGAGGCAUAGAAUUGGCCCCAUACACCAGAUUUUGCUUUUUUGUUAUUCUUCACAUGAAUUUUGCGGGUCGAUACAGUUAGCGGGAAAGGAAUGUUCCUUG
Molecule: messenger RNA, 2658 nt
Organism: Aspergillus piperis CBS 112811
Lineage: Eukaryota; Fungi; Ascomycota; Eurotiomycetes; Eurotiales; Aspergillaceae
Gene: clcA
Product: putative C6 finger domain protein
Exons: 6
Coding region: 285-2513 (742 amino acids)
Source: RefSeq, a predicted model, not a curated record